CUCUUAUUAGGACCUUCCCAAACAAACCUGUCUUCUCCUUCUUCUUCUUCUUCUGUUUCUUCGUCUGCCCACUUCCAUAAUUGUUCUGUGAGUUCGAGCUUGUCGAUCAUAUAAGCAAUCUUUAUUACAAUUCUUCUUCUUCUUCUUAUCAUUUAUUUUUUUAUUUUUGCGUUCUAUCUACAGUAAAGGACUCCUUUAAUUUGACGAAUAUAUUGUUGUGUGGCUGAUCUGAAUAAUGGGGAAAGCAAAGAUUGCGAUAAAGAGGAUAGACGAUUCAGCAAACAGGCAAGUGACUUUCUCAAAGAGAAGAACUGGGUUGCUCAAGAAAGCAAGAGAGCUUGGGAUCCUCUGUGACGCACAAGUUGGGGUCAUCUUCUUCUCCAGCACCGGCAAGCUCUAUGAAUAUGGAAGCUCCAGCUUGAAGUCAAUUAUUGACCGCUACAAUAAACACAAAGAUGAGGAACAACAUCCGCUUAUGAAUCCAGCUUCAGAAGCCAAGUUUUGGCGGAGAGAAGCAACGGUCUUGAAGCAACAACUGCAACACUUGCAGGAAUUGCACAGGCAAUUCAUGGGUGAACAGAUUUCUGGUCUGGGAAUCAUCGAGUUGAAAACUUUGGAAAAUCAACUGGAGAUGAGUUUAAAAAAUGUCCAGAUCAAGAAGGAGCAAAUUUUAGCUGACAAGAUUAAAGAGUUACAACACAAGAUUACAGCUGCUUUGGCACAACCUCUUUGACAAUCUAGGAUUCUCAACGCCAUGCUGCCACCAACUUUCCUGUAAGAGGUGUUUCAUCAGGAAUCAUUGCUGUCAUUGUUAAGGAUCAAACAUAUUAUAUCGGAUGUGUCUCUGUAAAUUUUAGACAAUAACACUACCAAACGUGCCAAGUGUUGAAUUAUUUAGUAUCCAGAUUUGUUGUGAUCAAAUGAUGGAAUAUGAUCUGUCGAUCUUUCAAUGAAAUAGCCAUAAACACAAACCUCCCGUUUUCUCCUACCUUUUUUUGUUCCCCCCCCCCCCUUCCCUUUUUGGUGAUAUGUAAAAAUUUCAAGUGUUUACUUCAGAACUGAG
Molecule: messenger RNA, 1063 nt
Organism: Neltuma alba
Lineage: Eukaryota; Viridiplantae; Streptophyta; Magnoliopsida; Fabales; Fabaceae
Product: agamous-like MADS-box protein AGL21
Exons: 6
Coding region: 236-733 (165 amino acids)
Biological process (GO): positive regulation of transcription by RNA polymerase II
Cellular component (GO): nucleus
Molecular function (GO): DNA-binding transcription factor activity; protein dimerization activity; RNA polymerase II transcription regulatory region sequence-specific DNA binding
Source: RefSeq, a predicted model, not a curated record